This is a messenger RNA of Rosa rugosa (rugosa rose), 812 nucleotides long. RefSeq names its product transcription factor SCREAM2-like. Gene Ontology annotation, molecular function: DNA-binding transcription factor activity; sequence-specific DNA binding; protein dimerization activity. Lineage: Eukaryota; Viridiplantae; Streptophyta; Magnoliopsida; Rosales; Rosaceae. Gene Ontology annotation, cellular component: nucleus. The record is from RefSeq and is a predicted model, not a curated record. Gene Ontology annotation, biological process: regulation of DNA-templated transcription. Bases 47 to 547 code for a protein of 166 amino acids. The transcript is spliced from 4 exons.
GAGAGAGAGAGAGAGAGAGAGAGAGAGAGAGAGAGAGAUCGAAGCCAUGGUAUCCAGACAGGUGCGGAAGAGAGAUCCAAUAUACAAGAAACUUCAAUCCCUUCGUUCAAUCUCCAACUCCCCUGCGCACAGUAAAAGCUCAAUUAUAUUGGAUGCAGUAACAUAUAUACAAGAACUGAAGCGAAAAGUGGAGGAAAUGAAUCAAGAGAUCGUUGCUGCCAGAGCUCAAGUCUCAACACCCGCCCAAAACCCGUUCCCUAUGCAACUGAAAGUUGAACCUCGAGAGGAGGAUCAAGCAGGUUUUCAAAUAAAGAUGUUCACUGAAAAGAGUUGCAGUGGGUUGCUUGUUUUCGUAUUAGAAGCGUUUGAAGAGUUAGGCCUAGAUGUUCUUCAAGCUAGGGUUUCUUGCUCCAACAAUUUUCUUUUAGAAGCAGUGGCCACAAUUAACAAUGACGACCAAAAUGGUGAUGAUCAUAACAAAGAUGCCGAGGUAGUAAGAAAAGCGAUGCUGCAAGCCAUUCAAAGCUGGAGUGAAGUUUCCCAAUAAGAACAAUGCAAACAACUCUCUAUCUUCAUUCUUCAAAAUCUCUUACCAUUUUCUUCUAUCUUCUGCCAUAUUUGCCUUUCCGUCUUCCCUAGUUAAUGUUUUCUAUGUCAUAAUGUUGUCAUUAAAUCAUAUAUAGCUAAGUGCCUAGGUCAUAUAUUCGUUGUUCUUCUUAAGUGGUUACUUAUAUAGCUAGCUAGAUAUAUCUCUCUAUUACAAUGGAGAUUCGAAGGGAAAGAGACCCUGACUUUGGUAUUAAUAUGAGAAU